Myxocyprinus asiaticus (Chinese sucker) is the source of this 2514-nucleotide messenger RNA. It is a transcript of the gene rbm38, whose product is annotated as RNA binding motif protein 38. Gene Ontology annotation, cellular component: cytosol. Bases 279 to 980 code for a protein of 233 amino acids. The record is from RefSeq and is a predicted model, not a curated record. The transcript has 4 exons. Gene Ontology annotation, molecular function: RNA binding. Lineage: Eukaryota; Metazoa; Chordata; Actinopteri; Cypriniformes; Catostomidae.
UUGGAUGUCGAGGCAGGAAGGUGCGAGCGCUGGACGAGCGUUGAGCUCCUGUAAAUGCGCCGCAGUAGUUGAGAGCCCGACAGUCACCUGCCGUCAUGGAGUUGUAGUGGAGUACUUUCAGGCUCAUGACGGAGUGGAAAGGGAGCCACAGUUGCUUUUACCUCGCUGCCUUCGCAAACAACUUUCGAGUGUCUUGAGAAUCGACGUAUUUAUGUUUAUUUAUAUUUAUUUAUAACACGCGUGUUUCGUAUCUCGAUUGCACUGAAUUGUACGCCCCGAUGCUUUUACAUCAGUUCGUGAAUGGGACGUUGGAAACGAUGUAUCCCAGUAUUCAGAAAGACACGACUUUCACGAAGAUCUUCGUGGGCGGUUUGCCGUAUCACACCACGGACGCGUCGCUCCGAAAAUACUUCGAGACUUUCGGAGACAUCGAUGAAGCCGUGGUGAUAACGGACCGACAAACGGGGAAAUCCAGAGGAUAUGGCUUUGUUACUAUGCUAGAUAAAAGUGCAGCUGAGAGAGCUUGUAAAGAUCCAAACCCUAUUAUUGAUGGACGCAAAGCUAACGUCAACCUGGCAUACCUCGGGGCCAAACCACGCAGCCCACUGACAGGAUACUCUAGUGGAGUACAGCAGGUUCACCCAGCUCUGAUCCAGAGGCAGUACGGGCUCAGCCAGCCAUAUGUUUACCCUCAGGCCUUCCUGCAGCCCAGUCUGGUUCUUCCGGCUCAGGUCACCUCCACCGCAACGAUCCCUUACUUUGACUUCAGCUCUGCCUACACCCAGUAUGCCUCCUCGGCCUUCGAGCAGUACCCCUAUGCCCCCUCACCAGGCUUCCUGAGCUAUAUGUACCCUCCAGGCACCCCUGGCCCUUCCUCCACCAAUUCAACCCCCAUUACCACCCCCCUCUCGGUCGGAGGCGCCCCCACUGCAACCUUCAUCCAACUCCCUCCUCAUCAGCUUCACACUGACCGCCUGUAGAACAGGGGCUGACUGAGUAUGCUGAAAUUGCACUAGAACAUCAUCAUUAUGGGACAGGGAAUUGUGAGAUCAUCAGCCUGUGACCAGUGAGCUACAGAGUAUACACUGGGGUCUCAUUUAAAGGGCUUCAAGUUUUUCUUCUAUUUGUGAUCCCUUAAUUUAAGAUUUUUUCUCUGACAGGUUACUGUUGUUAUUAUUAUUAUUUUCAUUAUUGGUAGAAGAUUGUUAAAUAACCAAUAUUAGAUGAUUGAUGAGAGUAAAUGGUGGAUUGCAAGGAUUGUACAGCAGUUGGAUCAAGAGAACGAUAACAUUUCACAAGGUACAGUGAUGUGAAAUCAACUGCUUCAUACAGUGGCGCCAAAACAUAUUUAGACUCUUAAGCGGCACUUAAAAAUGUAUGAAUGUCAUUGCAAUAUACAGGGCUGUUUCUGAGCAUAUGGGGACCCUAAGCGAAAUCCUACUUGGAGAACCCCGCCCCCUCCCCAAACCCACCAACUUCGUACAUCCACUAAAAUCACCUUGACACAAGUUGAAUAAAAGUCUUUGUAAAAAAUAACUGAGAAUAUACUUCAUGCAUUCUUAAGUGUUGCUCAAGUGCCCAAAUACUUUGUGGGUACACAGUAUAUUAGAAUGCCAGAUUCAUUGGAGGCAUUUUCUGUAAGUGUGCUGAAUGGUGUUAUUUCACAAACACUGCAGUGUGUUCGAGAAACACGGCAAAUCCAUAAAACUGAAACCUCUGCAGGAAUAUCUGUUAAGCACAAAGCCUUAGAGACUAUUUCCUAUUUCUUUCCUUUACAUAGCUGUUCUUUUAAAACAAAUGUGCUUCCCUCCGGUUGACCAAAAUCAUGUGAAUAUUUUUAACCAGACUUUUUUCCAAUAUCUUUUCUAGAGAUGUAGCAUUUCAAGCGGAUAUAUAAUUCUUCUUAUCUCUGUGUACUGCCUCAAUUUCCAUAGUUUCACUGUCCUUAAGAUUCCUUGCAAUCUUAAGUAGCUAGUUCCACAUAUAUUAUAAUGAUGUUAAUCCAGAAUCCAGUAAUACAUUGAUUUGAGAGUCACUGUAGCAUGCUUGUGAUUAUAAAUAUGAGGAAAUGGACAUUGAAAAAUUUAGUAUUAAUAAUUUUCUGAUUCAGUCUCAACCGUGAUGCUUUUUAGAUCAUGUUUAGGCCUAUACUUCAUAUACUAAAAGGACAAAAGAAAGAGUAUUGUGUUGUUUAAGUGAAAAAUGUCAGUGUAAACUCUGUUGGUGGUUGCUUUGGGUAUUGCUUCACAAAUGACACUACAGGACAAAAUGCCAGCAGGAACAUACAAGACAGAACAUACAGGAAGACAAAAGAGUCAGUCUUGAUUGAGUGGACGUUCGGACAGCAACCAAGAGGACAUAUCGCCAGGACAAUCUGUUCGUUUUGACAAGAACAGUGUUGUAAUUAUCUGCCCUGAGACCAUUUCAAUAACUCAAAAUCUGAAAAGACCUUAAAAUUAAAGCCAUAAGACCAGAACAUGCAUAACAAUUAAUAAAUUAAUUUUCAAAACUGAG